CACCGUCGGGGUCAAGUGAAAUCAAUUGCGAAGUUUAGCAGGAAUCAAUUGAUGGAAACACGUAAGAGAGAGAGAAGGAGUCGAACGGGGAGACGAGGUGGAUGCAUUAACGUAUUUGUGUUCGUUGUUAGAGGAAGCUCGGAGGCUCGUCUAACGACGUACGCGUUAAAAUUAAAUCCAGCCGGAGGCCGACGUCUACGUCUUGCCGACGGCGACGACGACGGCGACGUCGCGACGAGAUGCGUCCUCUAGCUCAGUCUCAAGAGCACACCCCGGCUGUACGGGUGUUCUUCGAUCUUGAAACUUUUUUUUUCCUCACUUUUCCUCUCAUUCGUCGUGCUUUCGUCGUCCGAGCUCAGCGGUAAAUACGUUCCACGUCUUCGUUUCGCAAUCGGCGGCCCGAGUUGGUGCAGAUUCCCUCGUUAAGAUAACAUCCGUUACCGAACUCUUCUCUUUCUCUCUCCUACCGUUUCUGCCUUCGCUCGAGCACGAGAUGGAUCGAGACGACGAGGAUUUUGGAGAGGGUUUCAUCGCGGAAUCUCAUCCACUUAGGCCAACACAUCUUUCCGUCCCUCUCGGUGGUCGAUCUGAUUCCAGAGCACCAAGUAUCAGCAGCAGUGUCAGUGAUCUGGAUGCCCCAAUUUAUACCAGAGAAACCACUAUACCUGUAUCAGCUCGAAAAGGUCUCACUGGGCGGUUAGCGUUUGCUAUUACGGCUGCUGCACUUGGAUCAUCGUUUCAGCAUGGGUACAACACCGGUGUCGUUAAUGCACCGCAGCAGCUUAUCGAGGGAUGGAUCAGCGAGGUGAAAAUGAAUCGAACCGGUCACGUAACGAAACAAUCCGAAGUGACGAUAAUAUGGGCGACAGCGGUGGCAAUAUUCUGCGUGGGCGGUAUGAUCGGUGGCUCAUUGGUGGGAACGAUAGCCGAUCGUUUUGGCAGAAAGGGUGGUUUGUUACUCAACAACGUCCUAGUCCUUCUGGCAGUGAUCUUCCAGGGCUGUGCAAAGACAGCGAAGAGUUAUGAAAUGAUAAUCAUCGGAAGAUUCAUAAUUGGUAUCAAUGCUGGACUGAACGCUGGUUUGGCGCCCAUGUAUCUGGCUGAAAUAUCGCCUAUUCACCUGCGAGGGGCCGUUGGUACCGUGUACCAAUUAGUCAUUACUAUAUCUAUACUGGUAGCGCAGAUCCUUGGUUUGGAGCAAAUAUUGGGCACGGAAGAUCACUGGCCGCUUCUUUUAUGUCUGACGAUCGUCCCCGCCAUCUUUCAAGUAGCCACGCUUCCGUUGUGCCCUGAAAGUCCAAAGUUUCUGCUGCUCGGCAAAGGAAAGGACAUGGAAGCUCAGAGAGCCUUGUCUUGGCUGCGAGGCACGAUCGAAGUUCACGACGAGAUGGAGGAAAUGAGGGCGGAAUAUGAAUCGGUGAAACUCGUGCCAAAGGUUACGCUUAAGGAGCUGUUCGUAAAUUCAGCGCUCAGGAUUCCAUUGAUAAUCGCGCUUAUGGUGAUGUUCGCCCAGCAACUGUCCGGUAUCAACGCCGUGAUGUUCUUCUCGACCAAGAUUUUCAUGAUGGCGCAGUUGGAUAAAUUUGCCGCCCAAAUAGCGACGAUGGUCGUCGGGGCGGUGAACGUCUUUAUGACAUUCGUUUCUUUGAUACUCGUCGAAAAAGCUGGAAGAAAAACGCUGCUCUUGGUUGGCUUUGUCGGAAUAUUCGUCAGCACCGUCUUACUUACCAUUUGCCUUGCCUUCGCUGCAUCGUCUAGCGCGGCAGCUUACUUCUCGAUCAUACUGGUGGUUUUGUUCGUAGCUUUGUUUGCUACAGGACCAGGAAGUAUUCCGUGGUUCUUGGUAUCCGAACUGUUCAAUCAGUCCGCGAGACCAGCGGCCACGUCCGUCGCAAUAGCGGUGAAUUGGACGGCGAAUUUCAUCGUCAGUAUAGGAUUCCUACCGUUGCAAGAGGGACUGGGUGCUUACGUAUUCGUUAUAUUCGCCGCGCUGCAAGCAUUUUUCGUAUUCUUCAUUUACAAGAAAGUGCCCGAAACGAAGAACAAAACGGCGGAGGAGAUCAGCAGCAUGUUCCGGCAAAUAUCGUACCAGUAAGAGUUCGCCUGACAUCGUUACACUUAAAUAACUGAAUGAAAAAGAAACAAUUUUUUAAAAGAACAUUUUCAUAGACGAAUAAAUCGAACGCGAACAUGAAAUUCAUUGAUGAAUUCGUGACUUGACUAUGGUAAACGUUCUUAGAACGAACGGUGAAUGCAACUCGUAUCAUCCGCUUUAAUUUACGCGUCGGCCAUUGCGUUUUACCAAAAAAAAUUCGAGAAUAUUAAAUUAUUUUUAAACGAAAUGUUGUUCGGAAAAUGUGUAAUCUCAACAAUAUAACGAAUUAAAUCCACGCAGUUGUUGUUAACUUAGUUUAUUCUGUAUGUGUCACGGAUGCUGUCGAGUCGCGCACAUACUCUCGAAGGAGUUUAAUUUUUUAUUAGACUUAAAUCUAGUUCCUAUCGUUACCGACACAGUAAACUUAUCGUAACAAAACGGGAAAAUAUCAGGUUAAGAGAAACGGACCCAACGUUACGAAUUACUAUUCGUUUAGUGUAAUAAAUUUAUGCGGUUCCUUUUAACUCUUUUUACAGACAGUGAAUUUUAAACGGAAAUGUUAUAAAGUCAUGACUUAUCGAAGACUCUUUAAAAUCUAGAGGGUUAAACACAGCUCAGUUUCAGAAAGACAAAUAUUUUUCUUAUAAAAUUAUAUUCGUAUGUAUAUGUUGUAUAUAUGUACACACAUAAGAAGAUAAAAAUCAUGUUACUGUGCUUAAAAGGGAGUUAAGGAACGAUAUUAUUUAAUUACGUUGAUACUAAAUAACUCUAGUCAUAAGAGUACGAUUUUUGCAUUGACAUAACAUCCGAGAAAUUCCACUGUGACGUAUAUUUUCCUAAAACCGUCAUGUAUUUCGUAUUGCUAAAAGUGUUUUUUGUAACAGAAGUUCAAAUCACUGUAAACUACGCUUAAACCUUCCUGAAAUGGCUAAAAGAAAUUCGACUGAAAAGUCGACCUAUUCGAAACAAUUUACGAGUCCAAAUAUACAUAUUUACCUGGUACGAGAAAAAAUGUUAUUUGAAACUGUUAGAAUUUAUGAUUAAUUAUCAUUUUGUUAUUUUAAACGAGUAUUUUCUGAUGAACAAUUUUUUAAAGUUUUAUUUGUUGAAUAUAAAAGUUUUAACAUAAUUCUGUUAUGCGAGUUGCGGCAGAAAUAUUAUCGAAAUGAGAAAAAAAAAAAUCAAGUACUAUAACAAUUGUACAUAGAAAUAUACAUAGAGAGUAGCAUCGCGUAGCGUAGAAAAUAAUUAUAUUUAUGUAUGCAUGUAAUUAGUUAAUGUUUAAAUGCUGUAAACCAUUGUUACUAUAUUUAUUAGAUAUUUAAUUAAUGUACCAUAAGCGGUAACGAGAGACGAUGUUUAAAUAUCGUACGCAUAAGCUUAGGGGAAAAAGGCGACGCCAUCGCGAUAAAAAUCGCGGAUCGACGAGAUGCAAUUUUUUUUUGUUAAUCGUAUAUGCAUCUUUAGAUUCGAAUAAUACUCAAACAUAGCUAGACUUUUAAUACCGAAUUAUUCGGAAGUUAUGUGUUUUUAUGGUGUGUGCUGGUGAACGUUACAAUACGACACAAUUUCUUUCACCGAUAAUGUCUCUUUUUAAUCUCAGACGUUCAGACGCAUCAAAACCACCCUCGAUAGAAUUUAAAAACUAGGUAUAAGAUAGAUCUAAGCUUAGUUUACAUCGGGGCUUAUAAUUCUACCAUAACGAUUUAGUAAAUAAUACCCAUAAUAAAAUUCAGUUUCUGGGACGAUUCAUACACGAGAAAAUGAUUAGGAACGAUUAUAUCAUAUUUUUUUAAAUAUAACUACUGAACGAUAUUCAUGACAUUGUAUAAUUAUUAUUUUGAAAACGGUGAUCGUAUUGGUGACGUUUAAAAAGUCGAUAAAUGCAAGCUAUGGUCGACUAGAAAUUAAAUAAUAUUGUGAGAUAAAUAAGAAUGCAUCAUUUUAAUUGUUUAGUGACUUUUAAAAGUACACGGAUAUACUACAUUAAUCAAAAUAGGUUAAAUACAAUAGUAACGUAUGUCGCGAUAUACUGUUUAUUUUGUUUACCAAGCUAACCCACGAAAAACUUCGGAUUACUGUUAUUUAAUUAACGAAAGGCUAGACUCUAGUAAAUAACAAUAAAGCUAUUAUGCUGUUUAUAAAUUUGACAAACAAGGGCUCGAUCGGGCUGACGUGUAUGAGUUUUGUUCUCGAUACAUUAAAAAUUAAUUUGCAGGGGUAAUAAAUUUUUUUGUAUACAUUUAAAACUUUUACGUCCAAAUCGAAAAUUCUAUAAUCAAAGUUUAUUGCACGUAUGUUUUGGUAUCGCAAGGACACCGAUUUUAGUUAAAAAACGAGUACAACGCAAUAUAAUGUUUAUAAUUAAGUCUAAAAUUUACCUUCAUGGAUUGUAUCGUAUAAGUUUUUCACGGUACAAUUAUAGCAUUUAGUGUUUAGCUUCUUCAUCUUUUAUAUGCAAAACCUGUAUCAAUUUUCUCUUUGAGAGACGAUCAUACAUAUCCGAAAAAAAUGUAAUCGAAUAACCCAUAAACUCGUAUGCUCAAAGUUUGUCAUGUCUAUUACUGUUAGUCUGUAUAUUAGACGUUCAUCGUUCAUGAUCAUUAAAAUUAUUUAAAAUAUACUUUCGCUUAGUCCAUCGAUUUCACGGUUUUCUCAUAGAACAGUACAAGAAUAUGUAACGCAUUAUACACUGUAAUUUUUGAUGCCAAUAUACAAAUUAUCGAAAUAAACAUUUUAUGAGACAUUAUUGCCAAUAAAUGUAGUGAUCGUAAAUGUAGAGUCACAUUGUCUUCUAUAUGUUGCUACACAUGCGUGAUCAAAUUCAUGUUUCAUAAUACUGUUUAUUGAACUUUUUAAAGAGGUACAUGUUACGAAAAUAAAUAGAUAGUUUUCAAUGACGCAUUCAUGCAUUAUCGAAA
This is a messenger RNA of Colletes gigas, 5016 nucleotides long. Its product is annotated as solute carrier family 2, facilitated glucose transporter member 1-like. Gene Ontology annotation, molecular function: hexose transmembrane transporter activity. Bases 494 to 2095 code for a protein of 533 amino acids. Lineage: Eukaryota; Metazoa; Arthropoda; Insecta; Hymenoptera; Colletidae. Gene Ontology annotation, biological process: monosaccharide transmembrane transport. The record is from RefSeq and is a predicted model, not a curated record. Gene Ontology annotation, cellular component: membrane. The transcript is spliced from 6 exons.